GGACUCUUGUGGUGGCACUGCGCUGCUAAGAAAGAAAGAGGAAAAACCGGAUACGUACAAAAAAGAAUUGACAUGUGAGAACACAGACGUACCUAGAUAUGGCAACAAGUUACAAGACUUAGACCUAUACAACAGAUGGUUGCCGAUACAACUUAUUACGAUUUAUUGGGCGUGUCUAUCACAGCCACAGAGCUAGAUAUCAAGAAGGCCUACAGGAAGAAGGCCAUCCAGCACCAUCCAGAUAAGAACCCGGACGACCCCAACGCCGCUGCUAAGUUCCAGGAAAUCGGGGAAGCCUACCAGGUGUUGAGCGACAAGUCCAUUAGGGCGAGGUACGAUCAGUAUGGUAAGGAAAACGCUAUUCCCAAGGAAGGGUUCGAAGAUCCAUCGGAAUUCUUCUCCAUGAUUUUCGGCGGUGACGCCUUCAAAGACUACAUCGGAGAGUUGACCCUCCUCAAAGAUUUGUCAAAAACGGCCGAGUUAUCCAAAGAAGACGAAGAAACCAAGCCGGAGGAGGAGUCCAAGAGCGCCGACAGCACCACCCAAACGGAAAAGGUUGCCACCCCAAACGAGCCACAGCAGAAGAAACCUGUGCUUACCAUCGGUGAUAACUCACACUCAUCAUCGGGUUCCUGGCAAAACAAAGAGCACGUUUCGUCCGAAAGCAACGUUGGGGUUCCUGAGGCGAGCACCAAGGAAGAGGAGAGAAAGAAGAAGAUUGCGGAGGAGAAGCAGGCCGAGCUUGAUAAGUACGACGAAGAGUGCCGCAUCAAGCGCGAAGAGACCCAGAAGGAGUUGGCAGCCAAGCUUAUAGACCGUCUUUCUCUCUGGACCGAGACGGACAAGAGAGCAGACGUCACGCACUCGUUCCAAGAAAAGAUUAGAUACGAGGCCGAGUUGUUAAAGAUGGAAUCUUUCGGGGAGGAUAUUCUUCACACCAUUGGUGUAAUCUACCAAUCCAAGGGUGAAACUUUCAUCAAAUCGCAGACCUUCUUUGGUUUUGGCGGUUUCUUCUCCAGUAUGAAGGAAAAGGGCAGAAUUGUGAAGGAUACCUUCUCCACCGUCACCGCCGCGUUAGACGCUCAAUCAACCAUGGAGAAGUUGUCUAAGAUCCAGGAUGAUAUGACCAACGAAGACGGGACCGAGACCGGUCUCUACACCCAGGAGGAGAUUGCGGAGUUGGAACAGUAUCUUACAGGCAAGGUGUUAAAUGCUGCCUGGCAUGGCACCAAGUUCGAGAUCCAGGGAUCCUUAAGAGCCGUCUGUAACUUGGUUCUCUACAACGAAGAAGUGGACUUCAAGAAGAGAGUCGAGAGAGCCCAGGCCUUAGUUAUCGUUGGGAAGGUAUUCAAGAGCAUCCACCGGACCGAAUUAGAGCAAGAAGAAGCACAGGUUUUCGAGCAGUUGGUCAGAGACUCCGCCAAGAAGAAGAAUAUGGACAAGAAGAAGAACAUGGACAAGAAGAAGGGCAUCGAUGAGCUUGACGAGAAAGCAGAUGUCACGGCCGCCACCGCCACCGCCAGUCAUUAAUGUCUGGUGAGGUUUCAGCCUGUUUGUCUGUACCUUGUAUAUAGGUGUCCAUCCAUUGUAUAAUUGUAGUUAUCGGUUUUAUUUUUACCCCUCUAAUAUACUUGUCAAUUGUCUGAGCGGUGU
Babjeviella inositovora NRRL Y-12698 is the source of this 1653-nucleotide messenger RNA. It is a transcript of the gene DJP1, whose product is annotated as Djp1p. Gene Ontology annotation, cellular component: cytosol. The record is from RefSeq and is a predicted model, not a curated record. Gene Ontology annotation, biological process: protein import into peroxisome matrix. NCBI's taxonomy places the organism in Eukaryota, Fungi, Ascomycota, Pichiomycetes, Serinales. The transcript has a single exon. The coding region runs from base 136 to 1530 and encodes 464 amino acids.